ACUCAAUAUUCCAUGUAAUUGGCUGACGGUGAUUUAAAAUGUGCUUGCUGGGAUUCUUUUCUCCGUAACAUAUACCAGAACUUUGAUACCCUCCCUCGACUCUCCGUCUGACCUGUGAGACUCAAUGGACUCCAGUGAUGGCCAGCAAGACUCGCCGCUUUCCAUAAGCGCUAACGUCGCGGGCAUGUUGACAUUUGUCGUUGCCAUUGCCGCAGCCUUCUAUGCUCGUUUGACAUUUCUUCGAAAUAGCGACGAUGAGUAUUUCCGAGUCAAAACAUCUUUGUCGUGGUACAAAACUGAAUCUACUUGGCUGGCGGAUCUCGUAGUAGCCAUAAACGCCCAACAUGAAGGUUUCCAUGCACACCAGCCCGAAUAUCAGAUGUACAACUUUGUCAUGGAUGAUCUAUUGAAUCUGGAGCAGCGUCUUCUCGAUAUUGUCGCUGAGACGGAGGCCAAGGCGAGUGUUGGCGACGAAGGGCAAUCAUGGACACUCAUGCCAAGAAGUUGGAAUGGGCGUACAACAGUGGCCAUGGCAUGGCUGCCAGUGAGGACGAAGGCGUUGGAGCUCGUGAGACAGCGUGAGGGUCUGACUGCGAGAGUGCAAUUCAUGCAAAUGAGCAUGAUCUCAUCUCGAUUACGAGAUCUGGAAUCUAGGACGAAAUGGCGAGAGAUGAAGAUGGAUGAGAGCUCACGUAAACUCGAAUCUUUAGUCGAGAGCCAGAGGGAUAGGAUCCAUCGAUUGGAAGACUUGGUAAGCCGAUUGACACAUCGUGAUCGUUCCGGCCUUUCGAGAGCCGGGACCUUGACAGAUCUCGCAGUCAAGAGCACCGAGUCGAUCGAGCCGGCUGAGAUUGGCGGUUCCGCCACAACAUCUGAGUUGGGAGAUACAAUUAAGCCUAAGAAGUCCACAGAAGAAUAGACUUUGUUUAUCG
Messenger RNA from Fusarium oxysporum Fo47, 932 nucleotides. RefSeq lists its product as uncharacterized. The record is from RefSeq and is a predicted model, not a curated record. The coding region runs from base 125 to 919 and encodes 264 amino acids. The transcript has a single exon. NCBI's taxonomy places the organism in Eukaryota, Fungi, Ascomycota, Sordariomycetes, Hypocreales, Nectriaceae.